GUCACACCAAUUCCCAAAAUAACCAAAAUGAUUGCACUGAGCUAUUAUUUCUUAAUCCUCAUCAAGCUAUGGCACCAACAAGGUCUAUGAUGAUGGAUAGCCCCUCAGAUCUAAAUGAAUUUGUUAUGAUCCAAGGAAAUGGAGUAAAGGGUCUCUAUGAAAUGGGCCUAAAAACCCUUCCAAAACAAUACAUCCACCCAUUAGAGGAGAGAAUGAGCAUGAUGACCAAUAAAGUUGUGCCUCAAGAAUCAAUUCCCAUAAUUGACAUGUCCAAUAAUAAUAAUAAUAAUUGUGAUGUGGAAGAUGCAAUUUGUGAUGCAGCUGAAAAAUGGGGAUUCUUUCAAGUAAUCAACCAUGUAUAAAUAAUUUGUAGGAAUGAAGCACUAGAAUACAUGAAGAAAUCCGAAGCUUUAAUCAAACGGCUUCUAAAUAUUUUGAUGAAGAGACUAAACGUGAAGGAAAUUGAUGAAACAAAAGAAGCACUCUUAAUGGGUUCAAAGAGGAUCAACCUCAAUUACUAUCCAGUUUGCCCUAACCAUGACCUAACCGUCGCAAUAGGGCGCCAUUCAGACGUCUCAACUCUAACCAUUCUCCUUCAGGACCAAACCGGCGGUCUAUUCGUUCGGACCGAGGAUCGGCGUGGAUGGAUCCAUGUGCCGCCAAUCCCCGGAGCCCUAGUGAUCAACAUUGGUGAUGCACUACAAAUAAUGAGCAAUGGUAGAUACAAGAGCAUUGAGCAUAGAGUUACAGCCAAUGGGAGCAAGACUAGGGUUUCUGUGCCAAUUUUUGUAAACCCUAGACCUUCAGAUGUUAUUGGUCCUUUUCUUGAAGUUCUUGCUAGUGAUGGGGAGAAGGCAAAGUACAAAAAUGUUUUGUAUUCAGAUUAUGUGAAACAUUUCUUUAGGAAAGCUCAUGAUGGAAAGAUGACAAUUGAAUAUGCUAAAAUAACUUGAAUAUGUGAGUUAUGUGUUUGGAUGAAUGUGUAAUAAUAUCCAAUAAUAUUAA
This is a messenger RNA of Arachis ipaensis, 1005 nucleotides long. Lineage: Eukaryota; Viridiplantae; Streptophyta; Magnoliopsida; Fabales; Fabaceae. The record is from RefSeq and is a predicted model, not a curated record.